This is a messenger RNA of Trichoderma asperellum CBS 433.97, 987 nucleotides long. It is a transcript of the gene FIP1, whose product is annotated as cleavage polyadenylation factor subunit fip1. The record is from RefSeq and is a predicted model, not a curated record. Gene Ontology annotation, cellular component: mRNA cleavage and polyadenylation specificity factor complex. NCBI's taxonomy places the organism in Eukaryota, Fungi, Ascomycota, Sordariomycetes, Hypocreales, Hypocreaceae.
AUGGACAUGGACGAAGAUGACGAUCUCUACCAGCCAGAAGAGCCAAAGAUUGAACAAGAUGAGGAGAAAAAGCUCAAGGCAGAAGAGCUAGAGGAAGGCGAAGAGGAAGAUGAGAGCGGCGCCAUGGACGAAGAUGAUGAUGACGAUUCGGAUAUAGACAUCAUCACAGAGCGAAAAGAUGGCACAAAGGCAGCGCCGCCGCCACAAGCAAAAUAUAGCGACAUUAGAAAUAUUCCCCAACGAUCAGCCUCCAACGACAUCUCCGCAAAGUCAACGGCGCCGGUCAAGAGAGAUGAAGACUCGAAAGCGACGAACGCUCUGAGCAUUGCCGCCCCAAGCGCAGAUCAAACCUCAGCUGCCGCCUCGAAGUCCACAAUUGAUAUCAAUGCUAUUCCAAUUCACCCUGCGACUGGCAAGCCUAUAACACAAAUAAACAUUGAUGAGGAUCUGCCAGAUAGCGAUAAACCGUGGCGCAAGCCAGGCACAGACAUUAGCGAUUACUUCAACUACGGCUUCGACGAAUUCACAUGGGCGCUAUAUGCUGCCAAGCAAGAAUCUAUCCGUGGCGAAUUUGGCGCCGAUGCCUUUGCUGUCAACAACAAGAAGAUGAUGGAGGACUUCAACAUGAUGAUGAUGGGAGGUAUGGGCAUGCAAGGUGGAGGAGGUGCUGGGGCUGGCGGGGCUGGCGGCGGAGGUGCCGCUGCUGGCAUGCCUGGUAUGGAUGGAAUCCCGCCCGAAAUGCAAGCCAUGAUGCAGCAGAUGAUGGCCUCUGGCAUGGAUCCUUCCCAGAUGGACCCAAGCCAGAUGGCAGCCAUGUUCUCUGGGAUGCAAAAUGCCGGCGGCAACGCGGGUGCCCAGGGAAGCCAGGGUCAAAACUUUGGUGGAGGCUUUGGUGGAAACCAAGGCUUCGGCUAUGAUCAAGGCAUGGCUGGAGGUGGCGGUGGAAGAGGCGGAUUUGGGGGCCGUGGACGCCGUGGCCGAUGGUAG